AUGAAACAUCUCUUUUAUGAUUUUAAUUUCCAAAUUCUAGUCUUAUAUACCAGUCCUGACAAAUGCCUCAGAGUACAAUGCAAACUUCUAAUACUUGAUCCAAAUUCAAUACCACCUGAUGUGACUAGAAAUAUUAGUACAGUUGGUCGACGACCUGGACCUCCACCACCAGCACCUGAACGUAGAGAUAGUGUUCCACAAAAACCUGUAGAAAAAAUCAAUCAAAUUUCUGCAAUUGAAUCCACAUCUUUGUCUACACAAAUUCAAUCAGAAAAAACGUCAUUACCAACAUCACUACUGUUAAGAGAUCAAUCGGAUUCACAAGGUGAAGAAGAAGAAGAAGAAGUUUCCGAAUCACUUCACAAUUCACAACAAUCACAUCCUUUAGCUAUGGGAAUUAUCACUGGACCGAGUGGACUACAUUUUGCUUCAUCUAUAAAUUUAACAACACGUGGACGAAGUGCAUUAAGUAUGGCUAAUCUAUGCAUUGACAGAGAUGGUUCAGAUCUUGAUAAAGCAAGUGAUAUUGAACAAAAUGGUCUAAGUGCAUUACGUCGAUCACAUCUACUUACAUCUGUGAGUGCUUAUGCAUCAGAUGCAGAUAAUACAGAAGAUGAUCAUCAUUCUAUAUGCAGUCAACGAAGUAGUACUGCACGUUCUAUGUCAACUAUAUGUCGUCAUGGUCAUAGACAACAUCAUCAUCAUUAUCGUCAUGUUCAUAAUCAUAAUAAUCGUCAUCAUCAGCAUCAUCAUCAAAAUCGUGCUCGUUGUCUUUCAGCAAUAGAUCCUUACAUUAUUUAUAAUCAAAAUGGUGAUGAGUUAAACAAUCAAAAUUCAAUCACAAAUCAUAAACAAGAUUCUUGUCAAGCAGAUAAUCAAAUCAAUGAUCAUGGUACACAUUGGAAAUCACAAACAUUUCGUCGUCUUUCAGCUGUUGCAAAACAUCAAGCUAAAUUUUCCAGUAAUGAUCAACAAGAUAGUUUAGAAUUUCUUCUGUUCUUACUGGACGGUCUGCAUGAAGAUCUUAAUGAAGCUCGUUCAGAAAAGAAAAACAAUUCAGCGAAGCUUAAAUACAACGAAUCACUGAUCGAAUAUAAUUCUAGUUAUGAACAAGCAGCAGCUGUGUGGAUUCAACAUAAAGAUCUCAAUAAUUCAAUCAUAGUCUCUUCAUUUCAAGGACUUCUUCGUUCCACUGUGAAAUGUAAUAGUUGUCAUGCAACUUCUACAACAUUUGAUGUCCUUAUGGUAUUAUCCUUGCCAAUUGAACAAAUUAAUAAAUGUCAAUUAACAGAUUGUAUUAAAUUAUUUCUUGAAAAAGAAGAAAUGGUCGGUCAAUGUCGUUGGCAUUGUCCAACAUGUAAUCUGAGACGUGAUGCUUCUAAAUGGAUAGAAUUAUGGAAAUUACCAACUUAUUUAAUAAUACACUUGAAAAGAUUUCGAUAUGAACAUGGUACUUGGAGAAAACAAACAACCAAUGUAGACUUUCCUAUUGAAAGUUUAGAUAUGAGUUCAUUUAUUGUUGGUCCAAAAUUGCAUUCCAGUGAAUAUGCUUUAUUUUCUGUUUUGAAUCAUCGUGGUACAAUGGAAAGUGGUCAUUAUACAACAUUUUGUCGUAAUAUUCGUGAUGGUCAAUGGUAUGAAUAUGAUGAUGAAAAUGUAUCAUUAUUGAAUAGGAAUGAAAUACAAAAUGAUAAUGCUUACAUAUUAUUCUAUGAGUUACUACCUCGUGUUGGUGUAUUUUUUGAAAAUACACAUGAUACGGUUCAAUGAUUUUCUUUGAUUUGCUUUGUUAUUAUUUAUUUAUAAUAUACAUAUAUAUAUAUAUAUAUAUUUCUUCAGUAAAUAUGACGACAAGUUAUCACACUAAUUUUUUUUUUUUGGUUUCAACAUGCAGAUGUAUAUUUACGUAUUUUUUACAACUAAUAUUUAAUAAAAGAUCAAUUUAUAUAUUGUCUUCUGAAAAU
Molecule: messenger RNA, 1964 nt
Organism: Schistosoma turkestanicum
Lineage: Eukaryota; Metazoa; Platyhelminthes; Trematoda; Strigeidida; Schistosomatidae
Source: the annotation of a GenBank genome assembly